Molecule: messenger RNA, 1078 nt
Organism: Caenorhabditis angaria
Lineage: Eukaryota; Metazoa; Nematoda; Chromadorea; Rhabditida; Rhabditidae
Source: the annotation of a GenBank genome assembly
AUGGAUGAUCAAAAGGAUAUUUAGUUAGUUUAGUUUUGGGAGGUUAUUAGGGUUUUCAGAUAUUUUUAACAGAUAUUUCAGGUGUUUCAGGCCUUUUUUGCAGUAUUUUCAGAUUUCUUAACAGGUUUUUCAGAUUUUUCCAGAUGUUUUCACAGGUUUUCCGGUUAAUUCAGAAUUUUUCAGGUUUUCAGCUUUUUUCAGAUGUUCCAGAUUUUUUACAGGGCUUUCAGACAUUUUAGGUCAUUUCAGAUAUUUUUAACAGGUAUUUCAGGUGUUUCAGGCCUUUUUCAGAUAUUUAGCAGGUUUUCCAGAUGUUUUAGAGUCUUUCCAGGUUUUCUUUUCAGAUUUUGCAGGCUUUUUUCCAGAUAUUUCAGAUUUUUCACAGGUUUUCAGCUUUUUCCAGGUGUUCCAGAUUUGUUUACAGGGUUUUCAGACAUUUCAGAUAUUUUUCUUUACAUUUUCUUUGCGUUCAUAGUUUUUUUUUUCAAGAAGUCAUCGCAACUUUCAUCACAACCUCUUUUGCCUCGGAAACUGCUCUUCUUUCAACUACAGUAAGCUCUUUGCCACGUCACCGCAAACCAAGCUGCACCGUCUACAAUAUGCUGUCGCAAACCGUCUCAUCGCCUUCAGUAUGCAGAUUGCCACGUCAUCACCACCGUUUGUCUUCACAAGAAGUUGCACAAACACCGCAAGAAGUGCAUUAUCUACAGUAGCCGAGCUGCAUGAUAUUUGAGCAGUCAGGAUAUUCGACAUCUUCAUUCGUCCCAGAAACCGCUCGGAUUUCCAUUUGGAAAUCUGCCAAUUUUUUGGUAUAUAUCGAGCGGUUUCUGGAUUUGCUGCAAAACAAUGAAUAAAGUGUUUUUUCCAUAUGUUAUUUGAUUUCUCCACACUCUACUGAUUUUUCAAAAUUCUCUUCUAACAAUUGUUUUUUUCAGAUUUGCCAACAACCUCUGGAAGUCAAACAGUUCGACCACAAGUCAAGCUGCAGCAUCCAUAUAUCAAUCGCUACAAGCCAAGCAGUUUUAUCAACUACAGUAACCUGAUCGCCACGUCUUUUCAAUCUGUCGAUCCACCGUAG